CUUAGCGAUUCAAACACUUUAUCAUCGAUAUAUCGCUCACUAUGUGGAAGAAAAAUUGGAAACUUCUCAUCAUUGCUGGCUACACAUCUUUCCUUAUUGGACGUAGAAUAUUCAUUUAUUAUAAAAACAUGAAAUGGCAAAGAGCACCUUCAAGGAAAAUUGACCUUUCUGAUAAGACAAUAGCUAUUACAGGCUGUACGUCGGGUAUAGGGAAAAUGGUCGCAAUUCAGUUGGUGAAAUUUGGCGGAAAAGUAAUAAUGCUAAAUCGGAACUCAACACAAACCGAGGAACUACAAAAAAUCAUAAUGAAGAAGUAUCCGCAUGCAAAGUUAGAAAGUUAUCAGGUCGACAUAUCCUCUUUAGCUUCAAUAAGGACAGUUGUCGAAGGUAUUACGAAAAGGAAUUUUUCUUUUCAGAAAUCGCUUAAAAAAUAAUAAUAGUACUAAAAAUCUUAGUAAAGUCUUUUUUAAAAAUAGUUAUAUCUCUAAAUUAUGCAUUAUACCAAUAUUAAUUCAAUUUAAAAAGUCGUUGGUAAUAUAGUUCAUAAGUUUAAUAAUUUUCUUUUUUUCUACCUGGCCUCAACGAGAGAAUUGAUAUGCUUAUUAACAACGCUGGUGUUUUCAACUCACCAAUUAACCAAACAAGCGAGGGAUUUCAACACGAGCUAGUGGUUAAUUAUUUUGGUCCGGUUUUUCUAACAAAUCUACUUUUGAAAAGAGAAAUCGGCUUGAAAAAGGUAGUUAAUGUUACAUCUAGUUUGGCGAAGUAUGGCUCCUUUUUCUUCGACGACUUGAAAGGUCUACAGAUGGAGAAGAAAGUAAGAUAUCGCAAUAGCAAGUUAGCUCUGACCGCUUUCACUAACAAAAUCAUUGAAGAAUAUAAAGAUAAAGAUGUUGAAUUCAUGGCUGUUCAUCCUGGUCUAGUUGUUACAAAACUAGGUCGUAAUAUCCUACCUAAUUGGUUUAGUUGGGUAGAAAUCAUUAUCCUACCCCUUUUGCUACUUUUGGCCAAGCUUCCAAUAGAAGGUGCCCAAAGUAUUUUAUAUUGCAUCGCUGAAGACUGUUCAAGUGGUUAUUACGGAGACAGCAGAAGAAAAGAAUGGCCCCAGUUUUGCGAUAAUAAAGAAGCAAUUAAUAAACUGUAUAAGGAAACAAUUUCUCUUCUUUCAAAUUUUUAA
Dimorphilus gyrociliatus is the source of this 1177-nucleotide messenger RNA. The record is from the annotation of a GenBank genome assembly. Lineage: Eukaryota; Metazoa; Annelida; Polychaeta; Dinophilidae.